AUGUCAAACCGCAAGAUUCGCGACGAGCAGAUCUCGGCGUCGACGAGCUUCGACUUGCAAAGCACCGGACCUCAACAUGCUCGGUAAGUGGGCAAGACGUCAUUGGGAAUUCGUAUAAGUACGGACAUUUGAAAAAUUAAUGGAUGGAAGGUUUGCGAGGAGGAAGCGGAUGAGUAAAUCCGCAUGCAAAUUUCGAUGCACUACUCUAAUUGACCAAAGGGACCUUUCGGUUGGCACAAAAUAAUUCUCAAGCCGGCAUCUUGUCUAAUUAAAGCGAACUGUCAACAGGAAGGGGGUAUUGUACAAGCUCAUAAUUACUCCUUCCCAUAAUUACAGUAUCCGCUUUCACACAUCUUUUGUGUGUCCGGUCCGAACGACUCUAGAGAAUUCGAAAAGACGUCCUCGUUUCACGUUCCCAACUGAGGAUUUGCGAGGGGGAUUAGCACCCUCACAAGUUCCUAAUUUCGGUUCGCAAAACUCAUUGAAAUUGAGAACGCAUUUGCAUCGCACAUCUAAUUUAGGCGGCCGACUUGUCCGAGGGAACGUCUCCGCGCAGGCCCUUCAUCAGUAGCAUACGUUAACGCCUCAACAAGCGAUUUAUCGAGUUUGAUUGUUUUGACAGGCCGCAGACGGGCUUCCAUUGCUUCACUUCCUAAUUGCAAUGUGUUGCAUUGCGUAGAUAAAAUCUUGAUUAGGAGCUCAUCUGGAGGGGAAUGAAGCUGAGACGGGCAACUUAUGUGCUCGAAGGGAUGCGUGCACUGGAUUUGUACUCUACAACGUCGCUUACUUUUCAGGGCUCAUCAGGAAUCUGGAAGUGGCGCUUGGUGCCCGAAAAAUCAAAUCAACUCUGUGAGCAAAGAAUGGCUCCAGAUCUCAUUUUCCGUCGAUACAGGUUACUAAAAACAGUGUUCCCGACUUGAAAACGGUUCAAUCUUUCAGCAAUCACCGGUGUGGAAACUCAGGGACGUUAUGAUGAUGGCCGUGGAAUGGAGUAUGCGACCGCAUUCAAAAUUCAGUAUUGGCGACCUUCGCUAAACGCGUGGGCAUCCUACAAAGACGAUUUCGAGCUGGAGGUUCGUCCUUUUCAUUCUAAAUGACCGCUAAUUAUGGUAUCGGCGCUCUUUGGCCCGCACAGUUGAGAUUUAUGCGCUUAGUGGCCGGCCAUUUUCUGAGAAUAGUGAAUCACCAGGACGGCUUAUUCACAAAAAGUGCGCCGAACUGAACAAUAGCCAGAGGGGCCUUCGACUUUUUGACACGCCAUUUGUACUGUCACUAUACGAGCAGAGAAAGGGGAACUGUGAUUUGAAUAGGGAACACGUUAUUCGGGAUUUAUUACAAGGUUAUAUCUAUUUCUUGCCCGUUUUCGGAGAUAUCGCCAUUGAAAUUCAAAUUCAAAUGCCCAUCAUAUACGUUUCCUGUGGUUUGAUGUCGUUUUGCAGAAAUUUUGAUGAUGUGAAAAGUGCGGAUCUUUCCUUUCUGUUCUGUUUUCUCUUUUCUUCCUCAAUCUCUUGACAAGGGACCCAAUGACAUGCAAUACAUUCUUGAUGACUUUUCUUUCUCUGCAAAAGUAACCCUUCUCGUCAAUUGGCACCUCUUCCACAAAUUGGUUGAAAUUUGGGGAGUCUUUGACAAGCGCGCAGCAGAAGACCUACUUGACACUGGGUGCUUGGCAUUGUACGAAGACGGAUUAAGUAUUGUUUGCAAGUGCGGUACCGAAUGGAGGGAGCGACACGGAAGGCAACUGGUCCUGAGUGACAAUGCAUCUGCCAGCCACCACUUGUCGAGACGCGCGAUCGGCUCAAGAUCAUAUCGACGCAUAUGGCGACAGUCUUCUUCGCCGCCUGCAUAACGAGGGAAUUUGAACAUACACAUAAAAAACGCUAUUGAUGAAAUGGGACCGGGCAGACAGAGCCGUUGCCGCUAAAGGCUUUCCGAACCAGUCCUCUAAUGAAAUGGCGAAUGAGGGGUCAAUCCGAAAAUGGGCAGGCGGCGAGUCUUUCAACUAAUAGCCAGUUAAUCCUCAUUCUGCUCUGGUGACUUUUUGAUGCCGUAAUACGUAGAUGGACUGGGCAGAAACAGUGUAACCAUAAUUUAAGGACAGUACAUGAGGGACCACUUCAGUUUCCAAUUACUAAUACCCACAGAAACAAAAGGGCAAUCAAACCAUAUGUUCGCAUUCUUUCGAAAUUAUAUGAAUACAAUAUCAUUCCAGACAAUCCCUGCGAACAAUAACACUAAAGACGCGGUCAGAAGGGACCUUGACCGGACAAUCAUUGUUCGUCGCAUUCGCAUUGUUCCCGUUUCAAACUCCACUCGAACUGUGUGCAUGAGAGUUGAGCUCUUCGGCUGUCCGUUUGAAGGUAACCUGCAGAAAUUAAGGCACAGUGAUCAAAUGCAUCAUUUUUGCAGAUAGUUUGGUCUCGUAUGAUGUUGACCAAGGUGACUUGCAAUCGGGAAUUUCUUAUCACGACUUUUCCUAUGACGGCAAUCUUGCCAACUCGCCGCAUCUCACGGCUGGAAUCGGGAAAUUGUACGACAACGAAGUGGGAAAGAAGGAUGUGUUUGUUAAUCAUCACAAAUGGGUUGGAUGGAAACGGAAAAGGAAUGACAAUGUGAAACUCGCAUUCUUGUUUGGGGAAUUGAGAAACAUCUCCGGGAUUCUGAUUAAUACUGCCAACGAGUACAGUAAGAAUGCAAAGACGUUCUCUUCCGCUCAGGUGUUGUUCUCAACCAAUGGCAAAGACUUCUCGGACAAGACAAUCACAUUCCACAAUCCUGAAGAUACAGAAUCAGAAGCCCCGCGAUGGGUUCGCAUACCAGUGGAGCACCGCAUCGCGAAAGCACUGAAGAUCAGAAUGAACUUCGGGAAGGGUUCCGACUGGAUUUUUAUGUCUGAGGUCACUUUCGAAUCGAAUCACACCAACAUCGAGCUGCUUAACGAUGACGUUGUCAUUCCUGACUCGGUCUCAUAUUUCUCUGUAACCGAGCACGAUGACGGCACCAGCAUGUUUGGUAAGAGGCAAUAUCUCCAGUUUAAUCUCAUGUCUUCUUCUAUUCCAGCAUUUGUCAUCUUCUUCUUCAUGUUCCUCAUUAUCGCCAUCAUUAUUCUGGCAGUGAUUUACCGUAAACGCGAGUAUCGUGUCAAAGCCUCGUCGCCAUCGCCAAACGCCAAACGGGAAAUUCUGUUGACAAUUGAUGGGAACACCAUCAAACAUCACGUUUCGCCGUCAACCUAUCAAAUGGCUCGCGACAAUCUUCAGAAUGCGUUGAUUGAGAAAAUGCCCAUGUCGCCGAUUAUAAGCGAUUACGCUGAACCUGACAUUAGCAUGUAAGCUUUGUGUGAAGAUUGUUUGGUUUGGGAGGAGAGUGACUCAAAUGUUUGAUUUGAAUUGACAUUUACACAAAACGGUAGCAUUCGCGCACGGGAAUGAAAAGGGCAAGUGGUGAGCAAUUGAUGAUAUUGUAUUAAUUUUGCAGUUGUUCUGAUGUCACUGCCAAUACACCACUGCUCUAUGGAAUGGAUGGUCCCUAUGACACACAGAAAAGAAGGUUCGUUUUUAUUGAAAGGGACCAGCAACUGGGAAAGAACCAUCGAGUUUUUCAGCAAUCCGCUUUCUUCAAUGGUCAAGUACUCUGAUUAUGGAGAGGUUUACUGCACUACCCUUCCGGAAGUCGCCAGAGACAAGUUGAUCUACGUCAGCAGAAUCGGUCAAGGAGAGUUCGGAGAAGUGGAUUUGUGUCACUUGGAGAACCGAAAAGUUGCUGUCAAACGACUUCACGGUAUCAGCCAGGCCGAUGAAUUCUCAUUUCACAGAGAAAUCCGAGUUCUCGGCAGUCUCAAGCAUCCAAACGUCGUCGAAGUGGUUGGGGUGUGCACUAUUCAGAAACCAAUUCUCUGCAUUAUGGAGUACAUGGAAAAUGGUGAUUUGAAAUCAUACAUUCUGAAGAACCCAACCAUCUCGUAAGUGGUAAACACUAAGUCUUCACGAAACUGAUUUUCAUUUAUAGAACUUCCCAAUGUGUCUCUGUUUGCACUCAACUCGCUGCUGGACUCGCGUACCUCGAAUCCUGCAAUUUCGUUCACAGGUUUGUUUUUGGACUAUUCCUUUCAAAUUCCCUCAAAACAAAAGCGUUUUUUUUGCAGAGAUAUUGCUGCCCGCAAUUGUUUGGUCGAUGGGGAAGGAAAUGUCAAAAUCGCCGAUUUCGGCAUGGCUCGCUCGCUCUAUUCGCAGGAGUAUUAUAAAGUGGAAGGCAAAUUCGUGUUGCCGAUUCGAUGGAUGGCCUGGGAAGCGUUGCUAUUGGUAACUCGCGAAAAAGAGAAAAAACGGAAAUAGUUAUAAAUUUAUAGGGAAAAUUUUCGACAGCCAGUGAUGUUUGGGCUUUCGGAGUGACGAUGUGGGAGAUCUUCUCGUUGUGCUCAGAGAAACCGUUUUCUGAGCUCUCCGACGAUCAAGUGGUUGAGAACUUGCAGAGCAUGAACAUGACGGGAUCUUUGAAGGUAAUAACUUACAGACAUCAUAGGAAGUCGGCAUUACUAUCAAUUUUCAGUAUGUGCUUCCACGCCCACGUAUGUGCCCCUCGAAACUGUACAACGAACAACUGCUGCCGUGCUGGAACAUUGACAGUAACCGCCGUCCAACCUUCGAAAACGUCCAUCUUCAUCUCCAAUCACUGGUCCACACUUCUCCUCACAUGCAAUUCUAG
Molecule: messenger RNA, 4704 nt
Organism: Caenorhabditis sp. 36 PRJEB53466
Lineage: Eukaryota; Metazoa; Nematoda; Chromadorea; Rhabditida; Rhabditidae
Source: the annotation of a GenBank genome assembly